Grammomys surdaster is the source of this 4344-nucleotide messenger RNA. It is a transcript of the gene Itk, whose product is annotated as IL2 inducible T cell kinase. Lineage: Eukaryota; Metazoa; Chordata; Mammalia; Rodentia; Muridae. The record is from RefSeq and is a predicted model, not a curated record. Gene Ontology annotation, molecular function: non-membrane spanning protein tyrosine kinase activity; ATP binding; protein binding. Bases 109 to 1968 code for a protein of 619 amino acids. The transcript is spliced from 17 exons. Gene Ontology annotation, biological process: adaptive immune response; NK T cell differentiation; T cell receptor signaling pathway.
GACUCUCUAAAGAUCAACUGCAUCCUGUCGAGUUCCCCGCUGCUGCUCCUCUCCUUCAGUCACACUGAGGGGUGAUGCCUGAGGCGCAUCACUUUUCACAACUGGACCAUGAACAACUUCAUCCUUCUGGAAGAACAGCUGAUCAAGAAGUCCCAACAGAAGAGAAGGACUUCUCCCUCGAAUUUUAAAGUCCGUUUCUUUGUCUUAACGAAAGCCAGCCUGGCUUACUUCGAGGACCGCCAUGGGAAGAAGCGCACGUUGAAGGGCUCCAUCGAACUCUCCAGAAUCAAGUGUGUGGAGAUUGUCAAGAGUGACAUUAGCAUCCCAUGCCACUAUAAAUACCCUUUUCAGGUUGUGCAUGACAACUACCUCCUGUAUGUGUUUGCUCCAGACUGCGAGAGCCGGCAACGCUGGGUGCUGACCCUUAAAGAAGAAACGAGGAACAACAACAGCCUGGUAUCCAAGUAUCACCCUAAUUUCUGGAUGGACGGGCGGUGGAGGUGCUGUUCCCAGCUGGAAAAGCUUGCAGUAGGCUGUGCUCCCUAUGACCCAACCAAGAAUGCUUCAAAGAAACCUCUUCCUCCUACUCCUGAAGACAACAGGCGGUCACUUCAGGAACCAGAAGAAACCCUGGUCAUUGCCUUGUACGACUACCAAACCAACGAUCCUCAGGAGCUCGCGCUGCGGUGUGAUGAAGAGUACUACCUGCUGGACAGCUCUGAGAUCCACUGGUGGCGAGUUCAAGACAAGAAUGGGCAUGAAGGAUAUGCACCAAGCAGUUACCUGGUGGAAAAAUCUCCAAAUAACCUUGAAACCUAUGAGUGGUACAAUAAAAGCAUCAGCAGAGACAAAGCUGAAAAACUUCUUUUGGACACAGGUAAAGAAGGAGCAUUCAUGGUCCGAGAUUCCAGGACACCCGGGACAUACACAGUCUCUGUUUUCACCAAGGCCAUCAUAAGUGAGAACCCCUGUAUAAAACAUUAUCACAUCAAAGAAACAAAUGACAGCCCCAAGCGGUACUACGUGGCUGAGAAGUAUGUGUUUGACUCCAUCCCUCUCCUCAUCCAGUAUCACCAGUACAAUGGAGGAGGUUUGGUCACUCGACUCCGGUAUCCAGUUUGCUCCUGGAGGCAGAAAGCCCCUGUCACAGCAGGGCUAAGAUAUGGGAAGUGGGUGAUCCAACCCUCAGAGCUGACGUUCGUGCAGGAGAUUGGCAGCGGGCAGUUUGGGCUGGUGCAUCUCGGCUACUGGCUCAACAAGGACAAGGUGGCCAUCAAGACCAUUCAGGAAGGGGCGAUGUCAGAAGAAGACUUUAUCGAGGAAGCGGAAGUCAUGAUGAAACUGUCUCACCCCAAACUGGUGCAGCUCUACGGGGUAUGCCUGGAGCAAGCCCCCAUCUGCCUGGUGUUUGAAUUCAUGGAGCACGGCUGCCUGUCGGAUUACCUUCGAAGUCAGAGGGGUCUCUUUGCGGCAGAGACUCUGCUGGGCAUGUGCCUGGACGUGUGUGAGGGCAUGGCCUACCUGGAAAAGGCGUGUGUCAUCCACAGAGACCUGGCUGCCAGAAACUGUUUGGUGGGAGAAAACCAGGUCAUCAAGGUGUCCGACUUCGGGAUGACAAGGUUUGUCCUUGAUGAUCAAUACACCAGCUCCACGGGCACCAAAUUCCCAGUGAAGUGGGCAUCCCCAGAAGUGUUCUCCUUCAGUCGCUACAGCAGCAAGUCAGAUGUGUGGUCGUUUGGUGUACUGAUGUGGGAAGUCUUCAGUGAAGGCAAAAUCCCAUAUGAAAACCGAAGCAAUUCAGAGGUGGUGGAAGACAUCAGCACUGGCUUUCGGUUAUACAAGCCCCGCCUAGCCUCCUCUCAUGUCUACCAGAUCAUGAAUCAUUGCUGGAAAGAGAAACCAGAAGACCGGCCACCCUUCUCUCAGCUGUUAAGUCAGCUGGCAGAAAUCGCAGAAUCUGGACCUUAGCAGGGACUCAUUGACCAGCCGCAGCCAUGAAUCCUGAGUGAAGGAACAAUGUCCUUUUUCCAGAGCAUUAAAAGCUGCCACCAGCCCAGGACCCCCACACACAGAUGCCUGGACCAUGGUGCCAGCGCCUGUGCAGCCACAACUGCAGCAUCCUAGAAGAGGCCAGAGACCAGCUGCUGAGCCAACAGCUGGGCCACAACUGGAGCAGUGUCUCUGUGUCCACCCCAUCCCAGCCUCUUGUCACAUGCCGUACUCAAAGCUCCAUCGUCUGCUCUCGGGAGCAUCCCUUCCCCUUCUUAGCAAUCAGGAGAGGCAGACGUAGGCCACACUCUUCCUUUUAUAAUUAUUUUAAGAAUAGUUCAAGUAACCUUUAAUUUGGCCAAAUGAGACAAUAUGCCCAUUUUAUGGAUGGAAGAGUAAGAAAGCAUCAUUCUUUUUCUAAGAAAUGCAAGAGGUGAUUAAACCAGGAUGUUCUACUUCGAGGCUGUCAGCCACAGUUUCCUGCCACACAUGAGGUGGAGUGGCUGCUUGUGCCAGAGGCCGGAUGUCACAAGGUUUCAGAGCACACUGCCACCUCCCUUUGAUGGGGCACAGUGAGCUCCAUUGGGUAGACAGAGUGGGCAACACAUUCAGACCCCAAGCCCCAUGGCUGGAUCAUGGGGUGUGUGAGGUUGAUCAGAAAUGAGAGGGCCUCUGAUGGAGGGAAGAAACGGGUACAAAAGAAGUCUUUAGAUUAUUACUGGUCCAGUGCCCUGCUUCAUGGUGAGCCACAUACAAGACUGGAUCUCCCGUUCUGUGCAGGAUGCUGAGGCACUGACUACAGAAUGUUCAUUGUUCCAACCUCUCAGGAGCAGCAUCCACUCGGCACUUCUCACAUGAACCAAGAUAGGGCAGCACUCUGAUGAUCCGUGUGACUUUGAGACUUUGGGUUCUCUCAGGUCUUAGAGGUUCAUCCAUCUUAGGGGUUGAUCCACAUCAAGGCUCUCAAGAUCCUAGCAAAAGAAGGAGGAGUUUGCUCUUGCACAAACUAUCUGGAAGGAAAGAGAGUCAAGCACUGGGAGGUGCUUCCAAAGUGUGCAAGACGUCCCCUGUUGAUUGGCACUGGGACAGGUAACAUAGGUUUAUCCUGUGGGCCGAUUAUUCCUGGCGAGUCACAGUUCAUACCAACCCAACCAUUCAGUAUUAUUCCUGUUUUACAGAAAGCGAACUUGGUCUUUUAAAAGCCAGACAGCUGGGCCCCAGUGACAGAGCUGGGAAGGACAGAGGUUGAGAUGCUCCCCGAAUAUAAUGCCAGUGCAGCCUCUUAGCUCUUCUCAACACUGCCUCCUACUGAGACAGGACUGCGCAGCAAGUUAGUACAGGAAAGUCAGUCCUUAAGCAGUGUACCACCACCCAGCCAUGCUGCUCCUACACAGAACACUGGGGGGCGCAGUGGGACCCUCCAAAUUGAAAUAUGCUGUUCUCUCUCUCCAUCUUCAUCCUCACCUGGAUCUGAGUUCACAACCCCAGCCACUCAAAAAUUAACCCUUUCAUUCUCCCAACCUAGCAGCGUCACAUCGCCUGAGGCUGUUUGUCCAAGAGCUUCAAAGGUGCUUUCAACUAGUCUCCGGCAGGCUGUUUCCUGUAAUUAUCCCUUCAACCUAGAGCUGGCUCUCUUGUGAGAAGGAGAAUUCCCUGGUGCCAGGCACACUUGAUUUUUCUGCGGUGUUCAGACAAAGCUCCUAGACAAAUGAUCAGAGUCAGCGAUCCCUCUUCCUAAGUCACAUGGCAUCUUGGCUGGCUUGAGACUCAAAUGCAUCACUUUCGACUGUAAUCAUGUCCAGAUAAAACUCUGCCAUUCAGAAAAUGAUCUUUCUCAACUGGCCCACAAUCAUCUCUGUUGAUUUCUCAGCCUACUGUACAUUCUCUUUUGGAAACCCUUAAUUAAGAAAUGAUUUCUGGGACAUCCAAUCUAGAAGAUAAACACUGGAACUAAGAGAUGUCUGUGGUGUGGUUUAGGAGACUGCCCCCUGGCCCCUUACAGUGAUAUUGGCUUUCUUAACCUCAUUUGCGUGGAGGCUUUGAUGGACAUGUGUGCACCGAUUACUCCAGUGUCCUGCUUGGGAAGAUGGGAUUCUCUUUUGCUGGUUUCUGUCUUACAUUUUUGUAAAUGGUGCCCUGUGUUCACAGAAAGGUUUUGGUUUGAAAUGUAUUUUGUAGGUCUUGCAAUUCGUAAUGUUUGGGACUAUGUAUUUAUGCCUGAAUCAGGAGAGUAUUUAUUGCUUGUGUUCAAGAUAAGAAUACUGCAGAUAUGUCUUACCCUCUGUAGGGGUCACAAGUCAAUAGCUGCUUAUGGCAAAAAGAUAAAAUAAAAUAAAGCUACAUGUUUUACAAAUA